AUCAUCUUCUCUUUUACAAUGUCAACCAUAUUCCGGUAGCUUCACUCUCAACCACCGCAAUCCAUUUUCAUUUCUUUUCUCCUUCUCUCUACACAUAUAAAUACCACUUCAUAGCUUUGAAUUCCGAAUCCACUUUCGUGUAACUGUUAGAGUUUCAGCUGGGGAUCGGACAAGGAAGAAAAGAGAGACUUAUAUACAUAGUUUCAUGGCGGAUGAGUUCUCGACGGCCGCCGUAUGCGGAGGAGGAUGGUGGAAUCCGACGAGGAACAUGUUCGGUUCGUCGCUGUGCUCGGCGUCGAUGAACGAUAUCGGGAGCUUUGCAUGGCCGCCGAGUAAUCACGGCGCGGAAGUCACGGCGGAGGUCAAGGGCAGGCCGAUUGACCUUCUUGGUUUGAGUCCAUCAAUUACAGAAACUCCCGCCACAGAUGACUGGAACCAAGUUUUAAUGCAAGAUAACGAAAGGGGUGACCGGAGUUAUGGUUCUAUGGUGCAAGAAGACUUGAAUUAUGGGGUGCAGCAGACUUUGACUGUAAUCCCAAGCUCCACUCAAGAAUUAUCCACUAGUAAUUUCCCCAUUACCUCGUACAAUUAUCCUCCCAAUUUGCUGAAAUCUAUGUUCGACGACGCAGAUCCUCAUCAUCAUCAGCAGUGUUUGAUAAGCAACCAGCCAGUAAUCAGCUACGCGCCGCCGACCACGGCGGCGAUGACGAAUUAUGGACAAAAUUUAAGUGACUUUUCACCUUCUCCCCCUAAAUUCCCCUCCCUCCUCGCCCCAACUAACCACCACUUACAGUUCCCCAGUUCCAUAUCUUUAUGGAAUUCACCGCUUACCUCUUGUUCUUUCUCAUCUCCAACAUUUACUGACAAGAAACCUGUCAUCACUGCAAAGUCGAAUGGCAUUAAUAAGGAGCCAAGGGAUUCGAGCUGUUUAGCUAACAAAAGCAGCACUGCUGAACCGGAUUUCAAGCGUCCAAGAAUAGAAACGCCAUCGCCAUUGCCAACUUUUAAGGUGCGCAAAGAGAAGCUGGGGGACCGAAUAACUGCCCUCCAACAAUUGGUGUCACCUUUUGGAAAGACUGAUACUGCCUCAGUUCUCCAUGAAGCUAUUGAGUACAUCAAGUUCCUCCAUGAUCAAGUCAAUGUUUUGAUUACUCCCUAUAAGAAAAAUGGGUCGCCAUCCGAUCAGCACUGUCAACAGAAUACCGAGGAGGUUUUGGAUGAAGAAGGGUUGUCAAAACAAGAUUUAAGGAGCCGAGGGCUAUGUUUAGUGCCAAUGUCAAGCACAUUCCCUGUGGCUGCUGAGGCAACAACUGAUUUCUGGACACCAACGUUUGGGGCAAAUUUCAGGUAGAAAUUAAAACUACUGUAUAGGGAAGAGAUUGAAUUGUUCGGAGAAGUUAAAAGAAGUCAUGAGUUUUGAUGAUUUCUUUAGACCUUUGGGUUUCUUAAGGAAAAAAAGAGAGGAAAAAAAAAAAAAGGAAGACAGGCUAGCAAUGCUGGGCCAUGAAGAGGCAGAAGGCAUUAUGUUUUCACAAACCAAAUGAUGAUUAAGGUUGAAUUAAAGGAUAACGUUGUAAUAAUAAUGAAUAAUUAAGAAUAAUCUGGAGGUUAGGAACAGGAACAGGUGCAAAUUUAGUUGAUGAUGAUGAUUGUGAGGGUUUAGCUAGCUAGGUUAUUAAUAUAACUUAAUUAUAUUAAUUAACCAAUGUUAUUGUAGUGCAUGUAUGUGUUGUGUUGUUGUUGGUUGAGCUCAAAGUUAGCAGAUCAGAUUACUCAUUUCAAAGCAACUUUUAUUCAAUUCCCUUUUCUAUAUUCAUUUGUAGGGUUCCAUUGUUGCAACCACUUCUUUGUUUAGCUGUUGAAAAGACAAGAAACAAAAAAGCGGAAAUAAAGUGAAUGUGUGUCACGUGAAUCGAUUAA
Ipomoea triloba (trilobed morning glory) is the source of this 1920-nucleotide messenger RNA. RefSeq names its product transcription factor bHLH112-like. The record is from RefSeq and is a predicted model, not a curated record. Lineage: Eukaryota; Viridiplantae; Streptophyta; Magnoliopsida; Solanales; Convolvulaceae. Gene Ontology annotation, cellular component: nucleus. The transcript has 7 exons. Gene Ontology annotation, molecular function: DNA-binding transcription factor activity, RNA polymerase II-specific; protein dimerization activity; RNA polymerase II cis-regulatory region sequence-specific DNA binding. The coding region runs from base 206 to 1351 and encodes 381 amino acids. Gene Ontology annotation, biological process: regulation of transcription by RNA polymerase II.